CCUCUGUUUUUUCAGGGAGCAGUGGUUGCCUGUAGAGACUAUUGUAAAAUCUCAAGAUUUGCAUCGCCCCUGUCCCUUGUAAUUUGGGUAUUCUGCAGGAGAAAAUCAUUUCUUCAGCCCAUUUUGAGCGCCUUAAUUGAACUUUCCACUAAGCUUUUGAUAGCGAUUAAUGACUGCAAAUAACUUUUUGUCCUUCGGGGACUAUUAAGAGUAAAUGUCAAAGAGGUUUUUAUGUUGCAACGCAGCUGAAGUCCUAUCAUUCACAAGUUGCUUAACAUUUAACAAGGUUUUGCCUAAACCUUUACUUGAUCUUAUGGAAUCCACCUCUUGUCGAUAUGGUAUGUCCUGGGCGUACAGGACGUAGGUCAUCCAGAAUUCAGCGCACAACAGCAGCCAAUGCCUGUCCCUGUUAAGAGCUUAUCAGUGCUUUACCAAGGCAUAUUUACUCAAGUAUAUUUACUUACUAGGAGCAUUUUGCUUGAUGGAGUGUCAGUAGCACUGAGCUGCAGAAAUGAACACCCACUUCAUGAGGAAGCCGGCGGUCUUGAGACUGGUGGUGCUGUCUGUCGUGGUCCUGACUGCCGUUAGGUUCCUCCUGAGGUCCAACUCUAAGCUGCCUGUGCCUGACCCUGCUGUGUUCUGGGGGCACAGAGAGAUUGGCGGAGGGGCGGUCUUGAACGAAAAGCAGACUCCGCAGAAGAAGGAGGCUCUGGUGUGGGCUCGUCAGCAGACAUCCCAGUCACAGGAGCCUCAGAAGUCUCAGGGAGGAGAGGCACAGGACUCCCCGAAAAAACCCAAAGUCACCCCUCGGCAAGACACUAACCAGACUCCACUGAGGGUUGUGCACUUUGAUCUCAAAGGUGCUGCUCCUAAACUCACCUAUUUGGAGCAGGUAUUCCCAUUGCUGUCUUCUCUUGGGGCCAAUGGGAUUUUGCUGGAAUAUGAGGAUAUGUUUCCGUAUGAGGGUGACCUUCAGAUCCUCAGAUCGCCCCAUGCCUAUAGUGUGGAGGACAUUCAGAAGAUCAGGCACCUGGCAGAGCUCAGUAAGCUGGAGAUCAUUCCCCUGGUUCAAGUGUUUGGACACCUGGAGUUUGCUCUGAAGCACGAGAAGUUCUCGAACCUGAGGGAGGUGCCAGGGUUCCCCAACAGCUUGAACCCCCACGCCCCUGGCUCGCAGCCGCUGGUCCAGGCCAUGCUGUCGCAGGUUCUGGACCGCCAUCCUGGGCUGCGGUGGCUGCACAUCGGUGCUGAUGAGGUCUUUGGUCUGGGACAAGGAUUGGACUCCAAAAACUGGCUGAACAGCAACAACGGGGAUAUGGGAAGGAUGUUCCUGAACCACGUGAGGGAGAUCGUGCACUUCGCCACGGAGAGACACCCCGGCCUCCGGCUGCUCAUGUGGGACGACAUGAUGAGACACAUCAGUGUGGACACUCUCAAAGCAUCCAGUCUGACCAGCUUUGUCUCUCCAAUGAUCUGGGAUUACGGUGCAGAUUUGCAGAUAAACCAGAUUGAAAAGUUCAUCUCGAACUACCAGGCGGCAGGGUUCGAGGGUGUGUGGUUUGCCAGUGCAUUCAAAGGCGCAUCAGGGGUGGCACAGGACUGGACCCCCCUGACCCAACACAUGAAGAACCACCUGUCAUGGCUGAAGGUCAUGGCUGUCAUGCCCAAGUACCCGUCCAUCCACUUCCAGGGCAUCGCGCUGACAGGCUGGCAGCGGUACGACCACUUCACCGUGCUGUGUGAGCUCUUUCCUGUGGGCAUCCCAUCCCUGGCAGUGUGUCUUCAGAGCCUGGCACACGGUGGGUUUAAUGAGGAGGCGAAGAAGCAAGUUCUGCACAUGCUGGGCUGCAAGAACAUCAACCUGGAGAAGAGUCUCUGCGAAGGGGGUGGGGCGUUCCCGGGCUAUGAAGUGUACCAGAUGGUCCUGCACAUCAGAGAGAACCUGAAGAGCCAGAUCCACCAACAGUUUGACAACCAACACUUGAAAGGCUGGUUCUCCCGCUACCACAGGAAGUACAAGUUUGGGAAUCCUCGGAACAUGGAGUUUUUCAAAGACAAAAUGAGCAAGUUGCUCGAGGAGUGGGAGGACUACCUGCAGAACUUCCGCACCCAGAUGGAGGCCAUCUACUUCGCCGACACCGUGGAGGAGUGGAUGGAGGAGAACGUCAACGAGCACAUGGACAAGCUGAGGGAGCUGGCCGCCGACUUCGAGCAGGUCAUCAAGAGCAGGGGCGGCCAAAAACCCCUCUGAGGGCAGCAGGACGUCCCCGGAACCGGACGUGGUGGUGGUGGGUGGGGGCCGCGGGCCGUAGAGACGGACUGUUCUGGCUGGACCAUGUGCUCCUGUUCCAUUGCCCAGCAUCUGAGAGGGACAGGGGGCGCUGGAGAGCGGUGGAGGAGACUCUGCCCUCCUGCCUGUGUGCACGUGCCCCCAGUGGCACUUCAUGACACCUAAUAGGGGCAGAGGGCACAGAGUGUUUAAAAGAUCACUUCUUUUUUAUUAAGAACAUAAUGUACAUAUUGAAGACAACCCUAGAGUUUCGUUGUUGAAACCAGAGCCUCUGUCAUAAGAUCUAAACUCGGAUCAGAAAGGCCAAUUAACUAACCCUAUUGGAUUGAGGGGGGCUCCAUUCCUCACUGCACUUUUACCUGAUUUAUAAACCCCAGAAGCUCCCUAGAGAAGAGGGGGCUGUAACCCUGGAUAUUUUCUGUUUCCUUGUAUUACAGCCUCCUGGUGCAAGGAAGUCAAUAGGCUGGGGGGUGCAUACAAUCCAAUAUUCCUGAGCACUUCAACGGGAAUUUUGUUUUCCAUGCAGUUUACAAUCACUGCAUUGCCACUGCAGUUUUUUUACUUUGCUUUUAGAAAAGUUGAUAUUGCUAAAAAAGUAAAUAUGUUCUCUAGGGGAAAAAACAACAACAUUUAAAGCAUGGGUCUCUUCUGUUUCCAGCUUCCUCAGAAAAGUACUUUCAUUAUCUCUCUUACUUCAGCUCAGGGUUUUUUCUUACUGUAAAAUAGAGCUAUUCCUUCUGAUUAUAAAAUGUAACACGGAUCUGGUAACAGAAAAUAAAACCUAUUAGUGAUGAGAAUUUAUGUUUUGUGUAGCACACUUAGAAAACUGUUUAAAAGUCUGGAACAGGGGCAUGAUACUCAAAGUCAUUUAUUCUAUGAGCCUGAAAAUCACUGAGUUCAAAUAAAUAACUGUGAAAUAAACUGGAGGUUUAUGUUUA
This is a messenger RNA of Lepisosteus oculatus (spotted gar), 3228 nucleotides long. The record is from RefSeq and is a predicted model, not a curated record. Lineage: Eukaryota; Metazoa; Chordata; Actinopteri; Semionotiformes; Lepisosteidae.